This is a messenger RNA of Caenorhabditis angaria, 4329 nucleotides long. NCBI's taxonomy places the organism in Eukaryota, Metazoa, Nematoda, Chromadorea, Rhabditida, Rhabditidae. The record is from the annotation of a GenBank genome assembly.
AUGGAUGAUUUAUACGAGGAAGCGUUGCGUGAAACGGAUUUCGCGAUUGAAAAUGAGACAGGGCCGCGAACACCAAUCGGACCGAUUCCUAAAGAUCAGCCAGAUUAUGUGGAAAUUGAAGAGGCGGAAGCGGAAGCGGAAGAAAUUGUUGCGGAAGAGGAUGCGGAAGACGCGGAAGAAGAAGAAGUUGAGGAUAAACCCCUUUGGAAAAAUCGAAAAGAAAGCAGGUUUGGAAAAAAAUGAAAAAAAUAAAAAGAGAACAACGAGACUCCGCGUUGAUGACACCGCGCCGCGCGUCUUUUUUUUUUUAAUUUAAUUUUUUCCCGCAUUUUUUUCAUGCUUGAAAACUGGUUUUUUCCCUGCAAAUUUCCAUUUUCCCCAAAAAAAUAAAAAAAAUUGCAAAAAAAUAAAAAGAAAACAACGAGACUCCGCGUUGAUGACACCGCGCCGCGCGUUUUUUUUUCAAAUUUAUUUAUUUUUCCUGAUUUUUAAACGUAUUUUUUUGCAGAUCUCCAUCUCCAAAACGCCUUCGCCGCCACCAAAAUCGAUCGCGAACUCGAAGUUCAAGUCGAGGAACUUAUGAGGGUUUCGAGUAUAUAUUUUUGUUAACUUAGCCUAUUUUAUUUUAUUUUAUCCCAUUUUUUUCCAAUUUUUUUCAAACUGACGUUGUUCAGUAAGUAACUUCUAGGGAUCUAUGACAGAAUUUUCAAAAAUGCCACGUAGAAAACUAAAAUUCCAUAAACUUUCCAGGGUUCCACUUCCGGAAGAAGAAUUUCCUUAUUUUUGCAAAGCUUGUCGACGUGGAUUUUAUACGAUUCGAGAACUCGCGGAGCAUGAAAUCAGGCUUCAUAAGAUUGAAAUCGCGUGUGUAGAGUGUGAAAAGGUGAGCUGAAAAUCUGAAAAUCGCUGAAAAUUGCUGAAAAUCAAUAAUUCCACGAUUUUCAACACAAAAUUCUGAUCUAGAAAAAUAUUCCUGAAUUUUUCACUGUUUCAAAAAUUCAUUGAAUAUUUUGGAUCUAAAAAAAGAACAUUCUGCAUUUUUCUAAUUACUUAAAUUUUGUGCUGAAAAUCUGGAAAAUCUGGAAAUUGCUGAAAAUAAAGAAUUCCGCAAUUUUGAGGUCAAAAUUCUGAUCUAGAAAAAAAUUUCAUGAAAUUUUCACUGUUUCAAAAAUUCAUUGAAUAUUUUGAAUAAAAAAAAAGAACAUUCUGCAUAUUUCUGUAAACUCAAAUUUUGCGCUGAAAAUCUGAAAAUCGCUGAAAAUCAAUAAUUCCAUGAUUUUCAGCACAAAAUUUCAGUCUAGAACUGGUUGACGAUAUUAAAAAACAAUAUUUUUCAAAAAAAAAAAACAAAAACAAAAAUAAUCGCGGCGAGACCCUGUGUGUUUCAGGUGUUGCGCCUUUAGAAAAACUACGGUAUCAUUAUUUUUUUUCGAAUUUUUAAAAAUGUGGGUCUCGCAGCGAUUGAAAAUUGACGAGCGGGAAAACCUUUGAAUUCAAAUUUUUUCCAGAAAUCCAAAUCAGUCUCCAAACUCGCCGCUCAUAUUCUCUAUCGUCACCCAAACAAACCUGUGAUCUGCUAUUAUUGCGAUGAAAAAUACGGCGAAAUUGCGGAAGAUCUUUCAAAAUCCACGUGGGAAUCGUUCCGCGAGCAUGUUUACAAAGAAAUCGUGAAGAAACAAAUGUAUAAACAUUCUACGAAGCUUGGAGGAAAUUCUGGAAGUGGGAACACUGAAGCUAUGCGUGGCGUUGGCAAAUGUCCUCAUGGUCCCCCAGUGAAAUGCAAAAAUUUCCCGAGUUGUCCGGGAGCCAAGUGUAUUUAUGCGCAUGGUACUUGUAGAUAUGACUCAACUUGCAACAAAACAUCGUGCCCCUUUGAUCAUUCACAUCGACCAAGGACUUGUAUGACUUGUAUAAAUGAUAUGAAAGUGAGUUUUGCAAAAAAAAAUAAAAAAAAUAAAAAAAAGUUGCAUCGACCGGGAAUCGAACCCGGGCCGCCCGCGUGGCAGGCGAGCAUUCUACCACUGAACCACCGAUGCUUGCGAACACAGUGUUUUUGCCUUGUGGGUACUAUCACACACACUUCGCCCUCCUAUACUUGAAAGUAUAUUUUUGUAUAUUUUAUACAUAAAGUAUAUUUUUUUUACACGUUGGGUAUACUUUUUCAAAAAGUAUAAAAUACGUGUAAAAUUUUAUCAUCAAUAAAUUCAGUUUUUUGAUUCCUGACGGUUUGAUGAUAUCAAAAGGAGACAUUUGAUUAAUUUUCGCCUAAGGUUUUCACACUAUAGAGUGGAGAUUCGAAAGUUUUAGCAAAAGUAUACUUUAAGUGUAUUUUUCAGUAUACUUUCAAAAAAGGUAAAUUGGCCUAGAAAAUUUUUUUGAUCACAGACCACUGGAAAUCGCAUGAAUGGCGAAAAUAACAAAAAUCUCGAAAAAGCGAUAAGCCACGCCCAUUUUACACGUUAAACAUAGCACCUCGCACAACCCGCGAGGUGUCCGUCACUCAAUUUAUAUAAGUAGUGGGCGCCACGAGGAGGAGGGUAAAUCAUAUUUUAUGAUUGAAACGCCAUUUUUGUGCACCAAACUUGGUUUUUCGCAAAUUUUGAACAACUUACAGUCGUGUAAAAGCUGUUUGAGCAAUUUACUAAAUUUACAAAAACUCCUAAAGAUGUUUCUCGAUUUUUCCAAAAAUUUACUUUUUUAUCCAAAAAAGUAUACUUUUAUUUAUGCCAUAGCAUAUUUAAAAUGUACUUAAAGUAUAUCAGUGCGAAAAUCGCUGAUUUUAUUUUAAAUACACUUAAAGUAUAUCCUGGCGAGGUGUGUGUGAUAGUACCCCUACUGUGAUUUAGGGGUGCAAUAGGGGUGAUUUUUACCCCUAUUGCACCCCUAUUGCACCACUAAUUGGUAGGGGUUAUUUAGUGGUGUUCAUUUGAGAAAACCCAAAAAGUACAAACUAAUCUAAAGGUUCUGGAAUUGUUGUCUGAAAAAUUUCAUUUAGAAAAACGUAAAUUUGAAAAAGUUAUCAACUUUUUAAUUUUCGAGUUUAGGGGUCGUGUAGGGGUUGAAUAGCGGUCCCGACUCUGUGAAAAUUUUUGCAUCUCUAAAACAGUGAAAAUGCACAUUUCUUGCUAUAUAAACACACACAAUGCUUCUAAGAGCAUUUAUUGGCUCCUAACAAUGAAUGCUGGUCAAAAAUCAUCAUUUUUUCACUCCGAGAGAAGUCCACGAAAAGUGAGACAAUAUAUAUUAAAUUUAUAACCAUUUUGUUCGUCUUGACAUUUUGAAUUCAAUGGUGUAUGUCAUUUCCUCCAAAAAAUGAUAUUUUAAUGCGCGAAAAUGAAAAGUAAAGGCGCAUGGAAUUUAUCACAUUGGUCUCGCAGCGUGUUUGCUUGUGUGUACUUCUCGCGGACGAGUGGCGUCAAAAAUUUACUCAGAGAAAGCCGGCGACUAAUCGGCGACCAACAAGUUCGUCGCAAGUUCGUCGGCGAAAAUAGUGUGUGUUUCCCGGAGACGCAGACGAAAAAGUUUCAGGCGACUAAUCGGCGACUAAUCGGCGACUAACUUAUGAUUGGUCGCCGAUUAGUCGCCUGAAACUUUUUCGUCUGCGUCUCCGGGAAACACACACUAUUUUCGCCGACGAACUUGCGACGAACUUACGAUUGGCAGACGAUUAGUCGCCUGAUCUCGAUUCGUCGUAAGUUCGUCGCCGAUUAGUCGCCGGCUUUCUCUGAGUUUUUUCGUUUUUUUUCGUUUGUUUUGUUUGUUUCGCGUUUUAUGGAGAAAUCGAGUGUUCAAAGCUGCGAAAAGUUUAUAAAACAUGUUCCCCGCCUAGGAACAAGCAAGAAAUUCCAGCAGAACUCCGAAAUUCACACAUUGAGCAUGAUUUUAGGCCGAAAACUAAAAAAUGUGGUGUUUUUCAUAAUAAAAAAGGCUAUUCUCAGAUUCAUUAUGUAAUUUAACAUUUUAAUGAGUUUCAAUGGAAAAAUCCUUCUCAGAGUUAAAAAUUGAACUGCCUUAUGUCUAAUUUCUUCAUUCUCGUGUUUCUCAUACGUUAUAAUUCACUCGUAAUACGAUUUUUUAGAGCUUGCUCCAAAAAGAAGGCUUUCGCCAAGUGCGUCAAUGAACGGCAAGAUGAAAAUGGAAAGAAACUCAUCGAAGCCAACUUCUCAUCGAUUCAUCUCACACACACUCAGGUUUGUUGACUUGAAUAUGAAAGGUUGAAUUGGAAUGGUUCUUCAUUUUCAGAUGAAGUUCAAACACUGUCAAAAGACAGCGCAUUUGGUCAACGGAGGAACCAUCGCUCAAAGCUCGACUGGACUGAUGAACAACUAA